Bactrocera dorsalis (oriental fruit fly) is the source of this 1784-nucleotide messenger RNA. RefSeq names its product THO complex protein 7 (gene thoc7). Bases 149 to 949 code for a protein of 266 amino acids. The record is from RefSeq and is a predicted model, not a curated record. Gene Ontology annotation, cellular component: THO complex part of transcription export complex. The transcript is spliced from 4 exons. Gene Ontology annotation, biological process: mRNA processing; mRNA export from nucleus. Lineage: Eukaryota; Metazoa; Arthropoda; Insecta; Diptera; Tephritidae.
UGGAGAGUUCGCCGUGAACAUGCCGUUUUAUCUGUGACGCUUAAGUAUGACAUUCGCGAUUGUUAUUGUGUCAUUUUAAUAUUUAAUCUUAGAGCUUGUUGAAAAGAAAAUUUUUUGGAAAUCUAUAAUAAUCUUUAAACAUUCGACAAUGUCUGACGAGGAGAUUAUAAAACGCCGUUUAUUAAUUGAUGGAGAUGGCACAGGCGAUGACCGGCGUCUUAACAUGUUACUCAAACAAUUCCUAAAAUGGACUUUUUCCAAAAAUGAUUCCCCAGAAAACAAUCAAAUAAUAUACGAUCGACUACUGGCACAAAUGGCACAAUGUGAAUUUGCGGCGGCCAAAACAGACUAUACGUCUAAAAUGAUACAUGAAGAAUUGAAAAACUACGCAAAGCUAUCCGAUUCCAUUGAAAAGAGUAUAGAGUUGGCUAGAAAUGAAAUUGAAGAAAGUAAACGUGAACUUGUACUAGCAAAACAGAUACGUAAGAACAAAAUGGAGUACGAUAUGCUGGCAAAAGUGAUUAAGGAGCAACCCGACCGUAAGGAUACAACCAAACAAAUAGAUGCUCUCAAAAAGGAUCUUUCCGAAUUAAUGGAAAAGAAAAUAAAGUUAGAGCGUAAAUUUCAAAAGCGACGUAAUGAUUUUACACUGCUCAUGUAUUCGAUACGAGAACUACAAGCACAGUUAAAAGAAGAUAGCAGCAGUGAAAGUAGUGACGAUGAGGAAUUGAAUGGCUUAGACACCAUGGAUCUAAGUGAUGAUGAGGGAAUACCCGUGUGUGCAGAGAAAAUAGAGUUAAUCGACGGAAAAACGAUAAAAAAGGGUUCUCCUACAGAUGAGAAUGGUUCAAAAGGAAAUAUGUCGGUGGACGAAGACGCUAUACUAGAAUUAAGUAUUGACAAAGAUGAGAAUGAUGUGAAGAUGGAAGAAACCGUAACAGUUCCCUAGCAGUUAGAUUACCUCGUCAUUGAUUCCGAUUAAGAAGACUCCAUAAAAAAUUAAAAAAUCACAUACAUUUUCAAACAAAUAAAUUACAAAUUUACGUUCAGUUUUUUUUUAUAAUCAUUUACGAUAAUAAGUGUAGCGAGUAAAUAACAAAAUACAACGAAUUGUCGGCAACCAGUUUCAUCUGUCAAUAACAGCUGAUAAACAGUUGUGUGAAAAUUAGUUCAAAGUUGUUUUGUAAUUCAGUAUGGCUGCAACAAAGACUCUGCGCUCAUUAUUACAAGAGUUACGGUCGGCUUCACCUAAAGGCUGCAUUAAAAACUCCCUGGCCGCGCGAUAUAUCCUGGCACAAUACAAGAAAUAUUCCACAACAGAUCUGCAGUUGUGUAAGGCGCGAGAUGAGGCGUUGUUUUUGGGUCAAACUUAUUUAACAUACUUAUCCAGUUUGCGAAAAUACAACGAAUUGUACAAAGAUUACCAUGGUCGUGGUGAACGCAGCGUCAAAGAAACUGCGGAUUUAGUUGGCUUCAAAUUGCCAACUGAUCCCAAAUAGAAACAUUUAAAACAUACAUAUAUAAUGAAGAAUAUUAAUUCCAUUUGGUUCAUUAAUAUGCUAAAUUAUUCCUGUAGAGGUAGCUUAACAUAAUUUUGAAAUGAAUUUGGUUUUUUGAUGAGUUCAAUAAUAUCAAUGCAAGAAGAACGUAAAAUGAACUUGAUAUUACAUAUUUUUGAGCAUCAACUAAUGAAAAAUAGUAGUAAAAUAUCUAUAAUGUAAUAAUGUGAUUUGAUUUUUGAUGGAUUCAAUAAUACCAAAGCAAUGUCGCAGAUUACUGUGAAA